AUGGCAGCCCGGUGUUCCCCCAUCUCCAGCCUGGCCCUCCUGGUUCUGCUGAGCACAGUCAGGGCAGGCCCCUUUGCUCCUCGGACCAGGACCAACGGGACACGGUCGGCCCUCCGGCCCCCUCCUCAGCCAGGGGGCCUCGUGGUGGAGCCGGGAGGACGGAGCCCCUCUUCCCAGCUUUAUGAGCAUACCGUGGAAGGAGGGGAGAAGCAAGUGGUGUUCACCCACCGCAUCAACCUGCCGCCUUCAGCGGGCUGCGGCUGUCCCCCUGGCACCGAGCCCCCCGCGCCUGCCUCAGACGUGCAGGCCCUGAAGGUCCGACUGGAGAUGCUGGAGGAGCUGGUGCGGGGUCUCAAGGAGCAGUGCUCUGGGGGAUGCUGUCCUGCUACUGCCCAGGCGGGCACAGGUCAAACCGACAUCCGCAGCCUCUGCAGCCUCCAUGGCGUCUUCGACCUUAGCCGCUGCGCCUGCUCAUGCGAGCCAGGCUGGGGCGGCGCCACCUGCUCGGACCCCACGGAUGCCGAGGUGUCGCCCUCAUCCCCACCCUCAGACUCCUGCCCAGAUGACUGCAACGAUCAGGGGCGCUGCGUGGACGGCCGCUGCGUGUGUUUCCCCGGCUACGCGGGCCCCAGCUGCGGCUGGCCCUCCUGCCCCGGGGACUGCCAGGGCCGCGGGCGCUGCGUGCAGGGCGUGUGCGUGUGCCGGCCCGGAUUCUCCGGCGACGACUGCAGCCAGCGCGCCUGCCCCCGGGGCUGCAGCCAGAGGGGGCGCUGCGAGGACGGGCGCUGCGUGUGCGACCCGGGCUACAGUGGCGAGGACUGUCGAGUGCGGAGCUGUCCCCGCGGUUGCAGCCAGAGGGGACGCUGCGAGAACGGGCGCUGCGUGUGCAAUCCGGGCUACAGCGGCGAGGACUGCAGCGUGAGGAGCUGCCCCCGGGGCUGCAGCCAGAAGGGACGGUGCGAGGACGGACGCUGCGUCUGUGACCCGGGCUACACGGGCGAGGACUGCGGCACGCGCACCUGCCCGUGGGACUGCGGCGAGGGGGGGCGCUGCGUGGACGGCCGCUGCGUGUGCUGGCCGGGCUACGCGGGCGACGACUGCAGCGCGCGCACCUGCCCACAGGACUGCCACGGCCGCGGGCGCUGCGAGGACGGAGAAUGCAUCUGUGACGCGGGCUACAGCGGAGACGACUGCAGCGUGCGCAGCUGCCCCGGCGACUGCAACCAGCGCGGCCACUGCGAGGACGGCCGCUGCGUGUGCUGGCCGGGGUACACCGGGCCCGACUGCAGCGCGCGCGCCUGCCCGCGGGACUGUCGCGGUCGCGGGCGGUGCGAGAACGGCGUGUGCGUGUGCAACGCGGGCUACAGCGGCGAGGACUGCGGCGUGCGCAGCUGCCCCGGCGACUGUCGCGGCCGCGGGCGGUGCGAGAACGGCCGCUGCGUGUGCUGGCCCGGGUACACGGGCCGGGACUGCGGCACGCGCGCCUGCCCCGGGGACUGUCGCGGGCGCGGCCGCUGCGUGGACGGCCGCUGCGUGUGCAAUCCCGGCUUCGCCGGCGACGACUGCGGGAGCCGUCGGUGUCCCGGGGACUGUCGCGGGCGCGGCCGCUGCGACGAUGGCGUGUGCGUGUGCGACGCCGGCUACGAGGGCGAGGACUGCGGCAUGCGCAGCUGCCCCGCGGGCUGCCGAGGCCGCGGCCAAUGCCUGGACGGCCGCUGCGUGUGCGACGACGGCUACGAGGGCGAGGACUGCGGCGUGCAGCGGUGCCCCCGGGACUGCCACCAGCGCGGCGUGUGCCAGGACGGCGUGUGCGCCUGCUGGGAGGGCUACGCGGGCGAGGACUGCGGUGUCCGGACCUGCCCCUCCAACUGCCACGGGCGCGGCCGCUGUGUAGACGGGCGCUGCGUGUGUGAUCCAGGCUACACCGGUCCCGCCUGCGCCACCCGCACCUGCCCGUCCGACUGCCGGGGCCGCGGGCGCUGCGUGCAGGGAGUGUGCGUGUGCCAUGCGGGAUACAGCGGCGAGGACUGCGGCCAGGACGCGCCUCCGUCCAGCGCCUGCCCCGGGGGCUGCGGGCCCCGGGAGCUGUGCCGCAACGGCCAGUGUGUGUGCGUGGAGGGCUUCCGAGGCCCAGACUGCGCCAUCCAGACGUGCCCGGGAGACUGCCUGGGCCGCGGGGAGUGUCGCGAGGGCAGCUGCGUCUGCCGGGACGGCUACGCCGGGGAGGACUGCGGGGAAGAGAUACCAGCCAUUGACAGCAUGCGAUUGCAGCUGGUAGAAGAGACCACGGUUCGGACAGAGUGGACCCGGGGACCUGGCACCGUGGAUGCCUAUGAGAUUCAGUUCAUCCCCACGACGGAGGGCGUGAGUCCGCCCUUCACGGCACGGGUACCCAGCUCUGCCUCCGCCUAUGACCAGAGAGGACUGGCCCCGGGUCAGGAGUACCAGGUCAUCGUUCGUGCCCUUCGAGGGACCAGUUGGGGCCCUCCUGUCUCUAAGACCAUCACCACCAUGAUCGAUGGUCCCCAGGACCUCCGUGUGGUGGCUGUCACCCCAACCACUCUGGACCUUAGCUGGCUGCGCCCCCAGGCUGAGGUGGACAGGUUUGUGGUAUCCUACGUCAGUGCCGGGAACCAGAGGGUGCGUCUGGAAGUACCUUCUGAGGCCGAUGGGACGCAGCUGACAGGCCUGAUGCCCGGCGUGGAGUAUGUGGUGACUGUCACCGCGGAACGGGGCCCAGCCGUAAGCUACCCGUCUUCCGUCCGGGCCAACACAGGUUCCUCCCCCCUGGAUGUUUUGGAGACCACCGAUGAACCUCCUCCCUCGGGCCCCCCAACAACUCAAGGGGUCCGGGCCCCAGACUUGCAGCAGCGCCCCCAGGAACUGGGAGAGUUGAAGGUGUUGGGCAAAGACAAGACAGGCCACCUCCAUGUGGUGUGGACGGCUCAGUCUGACAUCUUCACCCACUUCCAGCUGAACUUGAGGGUGCCGGGGAGUCCAGAUGUGUAUGAAGAGCUGCUCCCGGGGGAUGUCCGCCAGGCUCUGAUACCCUCCCCUCGUCCUGGAGACGCCUAUGAGCUGACACUACGUGGGGUUCUCCCCAGUGGGGAACCCUCAGCCCCCCUCACCUACUACGGCAAUAUGGAUCCUAGUGAGGAGAAACCUGGGAGGCCCCAGGCCCCGCCACGCCUCGGCGAGCUGACAGUGAGCGAUGUGACGUCCGACUCCCUGCUCCUGCACUGGACGGUCCCCGAAGGCGAGUUCGACUCCUUCCUGAUCCAGUACAAAGACAGGAGCGGGCCCCAGCUGGUGCCCAUGAAGGGGUCUCAGCGCGAGACUCGCAUCACGAACCUAGACCUGGGCCGCAAGUACAAGUUCACCUUGUAUGGACUCGUGGGCAAGAAGAAGCAGGACUCCCUGGUAGCUGAAGUCAAGAUCGUGCCGCAGACUGAUUCCAGCCCAGCGACGCCCCCGCGCCUGGGUCAGCUGUGGGUGACAGACCCCAGCCCAGACUCCCUCCGCCUAUCCUGGACGGUUCCCGAGGGCCAGUUCGACUCCUUCCUGGUCCAGUACAAGGACAGGGCCGGGCGGCCUCAGGUGGUACCCGUGGAAGGGCCCGAGCGCUCGGUGAUCAUCUCCCCACUGGACCCGGACCACAAGUACAGAUUUAGUCUCUUCGGGAUCGCCAACAAGAAACGGCACGGCCCCCUCAUGGCUGAUGGCACCACGGCCCCAGAGACGGCGCCCCAACGCCCAGGGACCCUGGAGCGGCCCGUGCUGGGACAGCUGACCGUGGUAGAGACCACCCCGGACUCCGCGCGCCUGUACUGGACAGUGGCCAAAGGCCCCUUCGACUCCUUCCUGGUCCAGUAUAAGGACGCGCAGGGGCGGCUCCGGGAAGUACCUGUCAGGGGUGAUGAGAACGAGGUCACUAUCCCUGACCUGGAGGCCGGCCGGAAGUAUAAGAUGGACCUGUACGGGCUUCGUGGUGGACAGCGAAUGGGGCCCGUGUCUGUGGUUGCCGCCAUAGCCCCCCCGGAGACUGGGGUCAAGACUCCCAGCACCACAGAAGCCAGCAUGGAGCCCCCUGAGGAGCCCGUCCUGGGGGCGCUGACAGUGUCAGGAUCGUCCCCAGACUCGCUGAGCCUCUCCUGGACCGUCCCCCAGGGCCGCUUCGACACCUUCACCGUCCAGUACAAGGACAGGGACGGGCGGCCCCAGCUGGUGCGUGUCGGGGGCGAGGAGCGUGAGGUGACCGUGCAGGGCCUGGAGCCGGGCCGCAAGUACAAGAUGAACCUGUACGGGGUGCACGAGGGCCGGCGAGUGGGCCCCGUGUCCACCGUGGGCGUGACCGAAGAGAGUCCUCCAGCCACAGAGUCCCCCCUGGAGCCGCAACUGGGGGAGCUGAUCGUGACCGACGUGACCCCCAACUCUGUGGACCUUGCGUGGACGGUUGCUGAGGGUCAGUUCGACUCCUUCGUGGUCCAAUACAAGGACAAGGAUGGGCUGCCCCAGAUGGUUCCGGUGGCCCAGGACCAGCUCGAGGUCACUGUCCCUGGCCUGGAGCCUGGGCGCAAAUACAGGAUGAACUUGUACGGGCUGAGUGACGGGCAGCGCGUGGGCCCCCUCUCGGUGGUGGCCGUGACGGCUCCCCUCCCCCCAACAGCAGCUGCCGAAUCCCCCCAGCAGCCCCUCCUGGGGGAGCUGACAGUGACCAGCGUGACCCCAGACUCCGUGGGCCUCUCGUGGACGGUCCCCCAGGGCGAAUUCGACUCCUUCGUGGUGCAGUACAAGGACAGGGCCGGGCAGCUCCAGCUGGUGCCCGUGGAUGCAGACCAGCGCGAGGUCAUCGUCCCCGGCCUGGAGCCCGGCAAGAAAUACAAGUUCCUGCUCUUUGGCAUCCAGGAAGGGAAGCGAAGCAGCCCUGUCUCUGUGGAGGCCAAGACAGAGCCCCAGAGUGACGCCACAGGCAAGCCUCCCCGAAAACCACGCCUGGGGGAGGAACUGAAGGUGACCAGCGUGACGCCGGACACUGUGGGCCUCUCCUGGACAGUCCCUGAGGGCCAGUUCGACUCCUUCGUGGUCCAGUACAAGGACAGGAACGGACAGCCCCAGGCGGUGCCCGUGGAGGGUGACCUGCGGGAGGUGACCAUUCCUGGCCUGGACCCUGCCCGUCGCUACAAGAUGCUUCUCUACGGGCUGUACCAGGGCAAACGUGUGGGACCCCUGUCCACCACCGUAGUGACCGCAGAAACCGAAGCUGAGCCCUUGACCCAGAGCCCAGCAGCACCCGAGCCCCAGCUGGGGGAACUGACCGUGGAGGAGGUCACUCCACACUCCGUGCACCUCUCCUGGACCGAGGCCGAGGGCCCAUUUGACUCCUACGUGGUCCAGUACACAGACCAGGAUGGGCAGCAGCGAACGAUCCAUGUGGAGGGUGACCGCAGGGACCUCCUUGUCCCCCACCUGGAGCCGGACCACAGAUACCUGAUGGAGCUGUAUGGGAUCCAGGGCCGGAAGCACGUGGGUCCUGCCCAGGUGGAGGCCCUGACAGCCCCCCGGGAGGAGGAGCCCUCAGAGCCAGGACCACCCACUGCCAUCGCUGAGCCGCCCAGCAAGCCUCGCCUGGGGGAGCUGAUGGUCACCGACGCCACCCCAGAGUCCCUGAGCCUCUCCUGGACCGUCCCCGAGGGCCGCUUUGACCACUUCCUGGUCCAGUACAAGAACGGGGAUGGGCAGCCCAAGGCACUGAGGGUGCCGGGCCACCAGAACAGGGUCACCAUCUCGGGCCUGGAGCCAGACCACAAGUACAAGAUGAACCUGUUUGGCUUCCACAGCGGCCAGCGGGUGGGCCCUGUGUCUGCCAUCGGGGCCACAGAGGAAGAGAACCCCACAGAGACGGAAAGCACCCCCAGCCCCGCAGAAGCUAUCAAGGAGCCCCCUGAGGAGCCCGUCCUGGGGGCGCUGACAGUGACAGGAUCAUCCCCAGACUCGCUGAGACUCUCCUGGACCGUCCCCCAGGGCCGCUUCAACACCUUCACCGUCCAGUACAAGGACAGGGACGGGCGGCCCCAGCUGGUGCGUGUCGGGGGCGAGGAGCGUGAGGUGACCGUGCAGGGCCUGGAGCCAGGCCGCAAGUACAAGAUGAACCUGUACGGGGUGCACGAGGGCCGGCGAGUGGGCCCCGUGUCCACCGUGGGCGUGACCGCAGAAACCGAAGCUGAGCCCUUGACCCAGAGCCCAGCAGCACCCGAGCCCCAGCUGGGGGAACUGACCGUGGAGGAGGUCACUCCACACUCCGUGCACCUCUCCUGGACCGAGGCCGAGGGCCCAUUUGACUCCUACGUGGUCCAGUACACAGACCAGGAUGGGCAGCAGCGAACGAUCCAUGUGGAGGGUGACCGCAGGGACCUCCUUGUCCCCCACCUGGAGCCGGACCACAGAUACCUGAUGGAGCUGUAUGGGAUCCAGGGCCGGAAGCACGUGGGUCCUGCCCAGGUGGAGGCCCUGACAGCCCCCCGGGAGGAGGAGCCCUCAGAGCCAGGACCACCCACUGCCAUCGCUGAGCCACCCAGCAAGCCUCGCCUGGGGGAGCUGAUGGUCACCGACGCCACCCCAGAGUCCCUGAGCCUCUCCUGGACCGUCCCCGAGGGCCGCUUUGACCACUUCCUGGUCCAGUACAAGAACGGGGAUGGGCAGCCCAAGGCACUGAGGGUGCCGGGCCACCAGAACAGGGUUACCAUCUCGGGCCUGGAGCCGGACCACAAGUACAAGAUGAACCUGUUUGGCUUCCACAGCGGCCAGCGGGUGGGUCCUGUGUCUGCCAUCGGGGCCACAGUUUCAGAGGAAGAGCCCCCCACAGAGACGGAAAGCACCCCCAGCCCCGAAGAAGCUAUCAAGGAGCCCCCUGAGGAGCCCGUCCUGGGGGCGCUGACAGUGAUAGGAUCAUCCCCAGACUCGCUGAGCCUCUCCUGGACCAUCCCCCAGGGCCGCUUCGACACCUUCACCGUCCAGUAUAAGGACAGGGACGGGCGGCCCCAGCUGGUGCGUGUCGGGGGCGAGGAGCGUGAGGUGACCGUGCAGGGUCUGGAGCCGGGCCGCAAGUACAAGAUGAACCUGUACGGGGUGCAUGAGGGCCGGCGAAUGGGCCCCAUGUCCACCGUGGGUGUGACCGCCUCUGAAGAGGACUCUGACUCUCUGAAGCCUCGCCUGGGGGAGGUGACAGUCACGGACGCCACCCCCGAGUCUCUGAGCCUCGCCUGGACCGUGCCCGAGGGCCGCUUUGACCACUUCUUGGUUCAAUACAAGAACGGGGACGGGCAGCCCAAGGUGGUGCGGGUGCCGGGUGACCAGGACAAGGUCACCAUCUCGGGCCUGGAGCCAGACCACAAGUACAAGAUGAACCUUUACGGUUUCCAUGGUGACCAGCGAGAGGGCCCCAUCUCCACUGUUGGUUCCACAACUCCAGACCAUGAAGUGAAGACGACCACAGCCGCAACCACCACCCCGCCGCCCAGCAAGCCUCGCCUGGGGGAGCUGACGGUCACUGACGCCACCCCAGAGUCCCUGAGCCUCUCCUGGACCGUCCCUGAGGGUGACUUUGACCACUUCCUGGUCCAGUACAAGAACGGGGACGGGCAGCCCAAGGCACUGAGGGUGCCAGGCCACCAGAACAGGGUCACCAUCUCGGGCCUGGAGCCAGACCACAAGUACAAGAUGAACCUGUUUGGCUUCCACAGCGGCCAGCGGGUGGGCCCUGUGUCUGUCAUCGGGGCCACAAUUUCAGAGGAAGAGACCCCCACAGAGACGGAAAGCACCCCCAGCCCCGCAGAAGUCAACACGGAGGCCCCUGAGGAGCCCGUCCUGGGGGCGCUGACAGUGUCAGGAUCGUCCCCAGACUCUCUGAGCCUCUCCUGGACUGUCCCCCAGGGCCGCUUUGACACCUUCACCGUCCAGUACAAGGACAGGGACGGGCGGCCCCAGCUGGUGCGUGUCGGGGGCGAGGAGCGUGAGGUGACCGUGCAGGGCCUGGAGCCGGGCCGCAAGUACAAGAUGAACCUGUACGGGGUGCACGAGGGCCGGCGAGUGGGCCCCGUGUCCACCGUGGGCAUGACCGACUCUCAGAAGACCCCCGCCCCCACAGAAACCAGCACAGAGCCACCAGAGGUUCCUGAGGAGCCCGUCCUGGGGACGCUGACAGUGACAGGAUCAUCUCCAGACUCGUUGAGCCUCUCCUGGACCGUCCCCCAGGGCCGCUUCGACACCUUCAUCAUCCAGUACAAGGACACGGACGGGCGGCCCCAGGUGGUGCGUGUCGGGGGCGAGGAGCGUGAGGUGACCGUGCAGGGCCUGGAGCCGGGCCGCAAAUACAAGAUGAACCUGUACGGGGUGCACGAGGGCCGGCGAGUGGGCCCCGUGUCCACCGUGGGCGUGACCGCUCCAGACCAUGAAGUGAAGACGACCACAGCCGCAACCACCACCCCGCCGCCCAGCAAGCCUCGCCUGGGGGAGCUGACGGUCACUGACGCCACCCCAGAGUCCCUGAGCCUCUCCUGGACCGUCCCUGAGGGUGACUUUGACCACUUCCUGGUCCAGUACAAGAACGGGGACGGGCAGCCCAAGGCACUGAGGGUGCCAGGCCACCAGAACAGGGUCACCAUCUCGGGCCUGGAGCCAGACCACAAAUACAAGAUGAACCUGUUUGGCUUCCACAGCGGCCAGCGGGUGGGUCCUGUGUCUGCCAUCGGGGCCACAAUUUCAGAGGAAGAGACCCCCACAGAGACGGAAAGCACCCCCAGCCCCGCAGAAGUCAGCACGGAGCCCCCUGAGGAGCCCGUCCUGGGGGCGCUGACAGUGACAGGAUCGUCCCCAGACUCGCUGAGCCUCUCCUGGACCGUCCCUCAGGGCCACUUCGACACCUUCACCGUCCAGUACAAGGACAGGGACGGGCGGCCCCAGCUGGUGCGUGUCGGGGGCGAGGAGCGUGAGGUGACCGUGCAGGGCCUGGAGCCGGGCCGCAAGUACAAGAUGAACCUGUACGGGGUGCACGAGGGCCGGCGAGUGGGCCCCAUGUCCACUGUGGGCGUGACUGCGCCCCUGCCCACCGAGCCUCCCGUGACCCCGCGCCUGGGGGAGCUGGCUGUGGCAGCUGUGACCUCAGACACAGUGCGUCUGUCCUGGACGGUGGCCCAGGACCCCUUCGACUCCUUCCUGGUGCAGUACAGGGGGGCGCAGGGGCAGCUGCAGACCCUGCCCGUGCGCGGGGACCUCCGCGAGCUCACCGUCUCCGGUCUGGACCCGGCCCGCAAGUACAAGUUCCUCCUCUUCGGGCUCCAGGAUGAGAGAAAGCAUGGCCCGGUGUCUGCAGAGGCCAAGACCCUUCCCGCCAGGAAACCUUCACCUGUCCUGGGGGAGCUGACAGUGACCAGCGUGACCCCAGACUCCGUGGGCCUCUCGUGGACGGUCCCCCAGGGCGAAUUCGACUCCUUUGUGGUGCAGUACAAGGACAGGGCCGGGCAGCCCCAGCUGGUGCCCGUGGCUGCAGACCAGCGCGAGGUCAUCGUUCCCGGCCUGGAGCCCGGCAAGAAAUACAAGUUCCUGCUCUACGGGCAGGCGGGCAGGAAGCGGCUAGGCCCUGUCUCUGCUGAGGGCACCACGGCUGCCCUGGAGGAACCCCCGCCUCCACCCCGCCUCGGGGAGCUGACGGUGAGCGGCGAGACCCCAGACUCCGUGCUCCUCUCCUGGACAGUUCCCCAGGGCCCUUUCGACUCCUUCCUGGUCCAGUUCCCUGACGCAAGUGGGCGCCCCCGGACGGUGCCCGCAGCCGCAGACCAGCGGGAAAUCACCAUCGCGGGCCUGGAGCCUGGCAGGAGAUACACGUUUAUGCUAUACGGGCUCCUCGGGGGACAGCACCUGGGCCCCAUCUCCGCCCAGGGAGUGACCGCCCCGAGAGAAGCCAGGCCAGAGACUCCUGAGCCCGCGGAAGGACCCCGGCUCGGGGAGCUAGUGGUGGGCGACGUGGCCCCGCACUCGCUGCGCCUCUCCUGGACCGUGGCCCAGGGCCCCUUUGACUCCUUCGUGGUCCAGUACCCGGGAGCCAACGGGAAGCCGCAGGCCUUGCUCGUAGCCGGCAACCAGAACAAGGUGCUGGUGUCGAACCUGGAGCCCAGCACGUCCUACAGGUUCCUGCUCUACGGCCUGCGCGACGGGAAGCGCCUGGGGCCCAUCUCUGCGGAGGGCACCACGGGGCCAGCGCCACCGGGCCAGACCCCAGAGGAGCUGGGCCCACGCCUGUCCCAGCUCUCCGUGACCGAUGUCACCACCAGCUCCUUGCGGCUCAACUGGGAGGCCCCACCUGGGGCUUUUGACUCCUUCCUGCUCCGCUACGGGGUGCCGGCGUCGAGCCCCCUGGACCCGUACCCUCGCCCCCUGCUGCAGCGGGAGCUGAAGGUGGGCGGCGGGCAGCGCUCAGCCGUGCUGCGCGACCUGAACCCCGGGACCCUGUACAGCGUCACUCUGUACGGGCUGCGCGGGCCCCACAAGGCCGACAGCGUCCAGGGCACUGCCCGGACCCUCAGUCCAGUUCUGGAGAGUCCCCGUGACCUGCAGGUCAGCGAAAUCAGGGAGACCUCCGCCAACGUCAGCUGGACACCGCCACUGUCCCAAGUGGACAGCUUCAAAGUUUCCUACCAGCUGGCAGAUGGAGGGGAGCCACAGAGCAUACAGGUGGAUGGCAGGACCCAGAGCCAGGUGCUGCAGGGGCUGACCCCGGGGGCCACCUACCAGGUGACUGUGGUCUCUGUCCGUGGCUUUGAGGAGAGUGAGCCUCUCACUGGCACCUUCAACACGGUUUCCGACGGCCCUACCAAUCUCCACGUGGUGAACCUGACGGACGAUUCUGCCAUUCUGGUUUGGAACAAGCCCAGCACCCCCGUGGACAAGUUUGACGUCCAGGUCACAGCCUCAGAGAACGAGGACAGCCAAGUGCCCACGCUGAAGGACUCGGCACCGGGCAGCGCUGCCAACUACUCGCUGAGUGGCCUGGAGCGUCACACCAACUACACGGCCACCGUGUGGGGCCUGCGCGGGGACAACAUCACCUCCCCAGCCAGCGUCAACUUCACCACAGGGUUGGAGGCCGCCCGGGAUUUGAAGGCCAAGGAAGUGACCCCCCGCACGGCCCUGCUCACGUGGGCCGAGCCCCAGGACCCACCCACCGGCUACCUGCUCAGCUUUGACACCCCUGGUGGAGAAACCCAGGAGAUCCUGCUUCCGGGAAGCGUCACGUCCUACCAGCUGCAGGGGCUCUUUCCCUCCACCCUCUACAACGCCUGGCUCCGGGCCGUGUGGGGCGAGAGCUUCACGCCCCCCGUGACCACCUCCUUCACCACCGGCGGCCUGCGUGUCCCCUUCCCCCGGGACUGCGGGGAAGAGAUGCAGAACGGGCCCGGCGCCUCCCGAGCCACCACCAUCUUCCUCAACGGCAACCGCGAGCGCCCCCUGAACGUGUUUUGUGACAUGGAGACGGACGGGGGUGGCUGGCUGGUGUUCCAGCGCCGCAUGGACGGAAAGACAGACUUCUGGCGGGACUGGGAGGAGUACGCCCACGGCUUCGGGAACGUCUCCAGGGAGUUCUGGCUGGGCAAUGAGGCCCUGCACAGCCUGACAAAAGCCGGCGACUACUCGCUGCGCGUGGACCUGCGGGCUGGGGACGAGGCCGUGUUCGCCCAGUACGACUCCUUCCGCGUGGACUCGGCCGCCCAGUACUACCGCCUCCACGUGGAGGGCUACCACGGCACUGCAGGGGACUCCCUGAGCUACCACAGCGGCAGCGUCUUUUCCGCCCGGGACCGAGACCCCAAUAACUUGCUCAUCUCCUGCGCCGUGUCUUACCGCGGGGCCUGGUGGUACCGGAACUGCCACUACGCCAACCUCAACGGGCUCUACGGGAGCACAGUGGACCAUCAGGGAGUGAGCUGGUACUACUGGAAGGGCUUCGAGUUCUCGGUGCCCUUCACGGAAAUGAAGCUGAGGCCGAGAAACUACCAGCCCCCGGCGCAGGGAGACUGACCCCGGGGCGUGACCGCCGCCAAGCACUGAGGGAGGGUCGCGCCCACACAAGAGCCGGCGCACCCUCACCUGCGAUCUCACAGCACUGUGUUUACAGGGGGGAGGGGAGGGGUUGUACGGGAGCAAUAAAAGGAG
Messenger RNA from Sorex araneus (European shrew), 12204 nucleotides. It is a transcript of the gene TNXB, whose product is annotated as tenascin XB. The transcript has 41 exons. The coding region runs from base 1 to 12069 and encodes 4022 amino acids. Gene Ontology annotation, molecular function: protein binding. Lineage: Eukaryota; Metazoa; Chordata; Mammalia; Eulipotyphla; Soricidae. The record is from RefSeq and is a predicted model, not a curated record.